Penicillium daleae is the source of this 1605-nucleotide messenger RNA. Its product is annotated as sugar porter family MFS transporter. Lineage: Eukaryota; Fungi; Ascomycota; Eurotiomycetes; Eurotiales; Aspergillaceae. Bases 1 to 1605 code for a protein of 534 amino acids. Gene Ontology annotation, cellular component: membrane. Gene Ontology annotation, molecular function: carbohydrate:proton symporter activity. The transcript has 8 exons. Gene Ontology annotation, biological process: transmembrane transport; carbohydrate transport. The record is from RefSeq and is a predicted model, not a curated record.
AUGGGCUAUACGACGCUCUGGAGGCGGCUCUCACCGCGGCAGCUGAAUGUCACUAUCCAAUUUUUCUCGCUCAUCUCCAUCUUCUUCGAAGGCUAUGAUCAGGGCGUCAUGGGCGGCGUCAAUGCCUCGCCCAAGUACGUGACUGAGGUCGGCAUUGGGAAGCCGGAUGGCACCGUGAUAAAUACCACGCACCAGGGCGGAAUUGUUAGCGUCUACUACUUGGGUGCUAUCCUCGGCUGCUUUGCUGGAGGGUGGAUGGCUGACCGAGUUGGUCGAAUCAAUGGCCUGUUAAUGGGCGCCUUAUUUGCCUUGGUCGGCGGCGCAUUACAGUCCGCAGCUCAGAAUUCGGACUUCAUGAUUUGUGCUCGAGUGAUAACAGGCAUUGGUACCGGAGCCUUAACCGGCAUCACCCCUGUCCUAGUGUCGGAAACCUCUUCUGCGGAUCACCGUGGUGGGUUUCUGGGUUACGUAUUCAUUGCGAACUAUCUCGGGAUAUCAGUCGCAUAUUGGAUAUCGUUCGGUCUCGCAUUCAUCAAUAAUGGGUACUCGGACGUGCGAUGGCGGUUCUUACUCGCCUUCCAAUGUUUCCCAGCUCUGAUUCUCGUCUGCUGCAUCAAGAUGCUGCCAGAUAGUCCCCGGUAUCUCGCUUCCGUUGGUCGGAAAGAAGAGGCACGUGAGCUAUUAGAGCGCAUUCGUAAGCACAGGGCUAGCCCAGAGGAGAUUGAUCGGGAAUACUUGGAGAUUGUUACUUUGGCAGAGGAAAGCCAGCUUAGCUCUCCAGUCCAAUUUGCAAAAAUCUUGCUCGGGAAGGGUGGAAAGCGUCAUCCGAACUUAGGCAGGCGAGCUUGGCUGUGUGUCUGGCUCCAGAUCAUGGCCUCCUGGACAGGCAUUACGGCUGUCACGGCGUAUUCUCCAGUUCUCCUGCACCAGGCCGGAUACAGCACCAUCAACCAGAACGGUCUAGCCGGAGGGAUCAACACGGUUGGCAUCAUCGGUACUAUAAUAAGCGCUCAGAUUGUCGACCGCUUAGGUCGCCGUGUCUGUCUUAUAGGGGGUUCAGCAAUGCUAUUUGCUGUAAACCUAAUUGCUGGAGCCGUCUACGAGGGUUCAUUACGUAAUCCCAGCAAGGCUGCUCAAUAUGCUCCAGGGGCUAUUACCAUGUUGUUUAUGUUUAAUAUUGCUUACGCUGCAACCUGGGGUACUGUCGCAUUCCUGGUGCCUACGGAGAUAUUCCCUAGCGAGUUGCGAGCCCAGGGUAAUGGGUUCGGUAUUACUGGGUGGGCUAUCGGUGUGGGAAUGACCACUCUGGUCAAUCCUAUUAUGUUCAAGACCAUGACGAGCCGCACGUACUUCCUCUUCGCCGGUCUCAAUUUGAUUUGGAUCCCCAUCAUUUAUCUCUUCUACCCCGAAACCCGUAACCGCUCCCUGGAAUCUAUCGAAGCACUAUUUUCCACCCCGAGUCCCUUCUACUGGAAGAUGGAGCAGGCGUAUAAACUGCAUGGUAAUGUCUUGGUGGAACACGGAGUCAGCAAGAAUGAUGGCCUUGAUGCAGGCCAGAAUGAGUCGACAUCGUACGAAAAACCAGAGGCGCAGAUGAUCGCCUAA